AUGAACGACUCCGGAUUUGUGUCCGUUUACUGGGACAUGACCGCGUCGGCCCAUCCAACAGUAACCGGGUUCGAUAUCACAAAUGCAAUUCGAAAGCUGCUCAAGCCUUUGGGAAUUAUCCAGCUUUUCAAGUUCUAUGUUGACCUCUCACAUCCUGCGGCUCCAAGCGGGAAUCUAAAGUCGGAAUUGCAAUGUUCUGGGGUGACAGUGGUCGACACCGCAUCGAAUGGCCGCCCAAAUGCAUCGAAUAAGAUGAUGAUUGCGGAUUGUAUCGUCCAGGCGCUCAACCUACCCCCUCCGCACACCUACGCUCUUAUCUCAGGGGAUAUGGACAUUCUCUACGCUGCGUCUCUUCUCCGCAUGAGAGGUUACAACGUGGCUAUCCUAUGCCCAGCGGCUUCCGAGCAAAUACUACUGGCAGAGGCCGAUUGGAACGACUCGCAUCAUCGACUUUUUCGGCGGGUUUUUGACAAUGGACCUGAAUUGACCCAGUGCGGGGCUCCUUCGUAUCAGUCGCAAACAGGCUCGGACGGCCCGACCUAUGAGGUACCAGUAACCAGCCAUCUUGGGCCUCUCUCGACACUUCAACAAACCCACGCGGCCACGAACCAUCACCACCCUUCCAUCGUCGAAGAGGAGAGUCCACUGCCGACUUCCGGACUGACCAGACCUCAAGAUCCCUCGGUUUCCCCUGCCCCACUUUCCGUAGCCAGCGCUUCACUGCCCACUCUGAAUGCACAGGACCUUCCGACGUUGCCCUCAGAUUCAUCGACGCUGGUGUCGACCCGUGCAACCUCGCCCCCAGGACCAAAGUCGGUCGAGACGUCAUCUAUAGGACAAUCAUCGCAGGCGACCUCCUCAACUCUCGAUCCUUCAGCCAAGGUCUUCGCACCGUCGUUUGCUUUCAGUAUUCCAGGGAGAUCUGCAUCAGCCCCUCCCAAAGAUGCGUUGUUCACCCAGGAAUUCGGUCAGGAACGCGACUCUGUUGAACCAGAACCUGCAUGGACAACAAGUGGACAACAAUCGGACUCGAAUGGAACUUCCGCAUUCUCCAUUUGGGUCUCUAAUCCAACGUCAUCCGCCUCGACACAGUUGGCACUGUACCUGGAACUCCCCCUGAAGUACAGGGUCCUGGUUGAUUGCUUGCGCAGUUCACCCUCAUACUCUAUUCCACGAAAUGGCAUCGACGGCGCAAUGCGAAAGAUCGACCCUAACUAUCGCAUCAAUUCUGGGAUGGAUCCUGUUCCCCAGCCCAUCGUCAAACUCAUCGAAGGUGCUUAUGAAGAGGGCAUCAUAACCUCCAAGACAGGGUCGCACAUCACUCUGACCCCCCGCUACCGCUGA
Coprinopsis cinerea okayama7#130 is the source of this 1344-nucleotide messenger RNA. RefSeq lists its product as hypothetical. The transcript has 3 exons. NCBI's taxonomy places the organism in Eukaryota, Fungi, Basidiomycota, Agaricomycetes, Agaricales, Psathyrellaceae. Gene Ontology annotation, molecular function: CCR4-NOT complex binding; mRNA base-pairing post-transcriptional repressor activity; RNA nuclease activity. Gene Ontology annotation, cellular component: peroxisome; cytoplasm. Gene Ontology annotation, biological process: post-transcriptional gene silencing. The record is from RefSeq and is a predicted model, not a curated record. Bases 1 to 1344 code for a protein of 447 amino acids.